Molecule: messenger RNA, 3759 nt
Organism: Lepisosteus oculatus (spotted gar)
Lineage: Eukaryota; Metazoa; Chordata; Actinopteri; Semionotiformes; Lepisosteidae
Gene: rab12
Product: RAB12, member RAS oncogene family
Biological process (GO): endocytic recycling; protein secretion; regulation of exocytosis
Cellular component (GO): plasma membrane; synaptic vesicle; endosome
Molecular function (GO): GTPase activity; GTP binding
Source: RefSeq, a predicted model, not a curated record
CCUGCCUGCAGCAAAGCAUCUCAGAUGAUUACAGUCAUAGUUUGGUGAGCUUGAUACAGUAGGUCUCAGAUUUCAUGCAGGUAUUGUCUCAAGGGGAUAUGCAACCAAAUAUUGACUUUGACACGGUGAUAUUUUCUCACAGACCAGUAUUUUUACAGUGGGUACAUACUGUACAAGUAUAAAUUAUAAUGACUGGGCCGAGCACAACACACGUCUUAGUUCUAAUACAACCACGUCUACCCAGAGAAUUAUUCAACUAUGACACGUAUAUACUCGUCUUUGACGUUACAUGCGUCGCACAUCCAGAUUUCUCGACUAUAGAACAAAAAAAAGAACUGUUAUGACUUGAGAGUCCCACUACUUUUGGAGGAAAACGCGAAACUCCCUUUGCUUUGCCGUGCAGUAGGAUAGACGUCGCGUUGAUCCAGGUCUUCCUUGCCUGCAGGUGGAGCAUUUUUUUUCCCCUUCCCUCCCGUUUGCUGUCGCCAACCCUGUAUUCCUCCCCCGAUCCCGACUUUCUGGCCUAUGACGUAAGGCGCCGUUUCCUUUUGCCGACUGCAGGACAACAACUGGGAACAGGAGAGAGAGAGGGGAAAAAAAAGUUUCGGCAACUCUCAGGCGACGAGAACGAGUAAGGAAAAAAAGUUGCGCCUUGGGCUCUGAGUCGGCUCCUCGGAACAGCAGGGCCGCCCGAUGAGGGAUUGGUGAUGGAUCCCAGGAACGACAUCCAGCGGAGAGGCGGCGGCGGCGGGGCGCACACCGGGGUCUUCCUCGGCGGGUCCCCGGCUCUGACCGGCGCCCAGUCCCGCCGGAGGAAGAUGCCGCCCCGGCCGGCCGACUACAAGCUGCAGGUCAUCAUUAUCGGCUCCCGCGGCGUCGGCAAGACCAGCCUGAUGGAGAGAUUCACGGACGACACCUUCUGCGAAGCCUGCAAGUCCACCGUGGGUGAGGGCAUGACCGCCUCUCGCCGUCUCGAUGGGAGCCCCUGGUGUCUGUUGUCGCUACCGGCCGGAGUUGAUUUUAAAAUCAAAACAGUAGAGCUAAGAGGAAAGAAAAUCAGGUUACAGAUCUGGGACACAGCUGGUCAAGAGAGGUUCAACAGCAUUACCUCUGCCUACUACAGAGGUGCCAAGGGAAUAGUAUUAGUAUACGACAUCACUAAGGAGGAGACCUUUGAAGACUUGCCCAAAUGGAUGAAAAUGAUUGACAAGUACGCUUCGGAAGACGCAGAGCUGUUACUUGUUGGGAACAAGCUGGAUUGCGAGACGGACAGAGUGAUCUCACGACAGCAAGGGGAGAAGUUUGCUCAGCGGAUAUCUGGAAUGCGAUUUUGUGAAGCAAGUGCCAAGGAUAAUUACAACGUCGACGAGAUAUUUCUAAAACUCGUUGAUGACAUUCUAAACAAGUUGCCUCUAGAAAUUCCGAACCGGGAGCUGUCGAACAGCAUCCUCUCCCUGCAGCCUGAACCCGAAGUUCCCCCUGAGCUACCCCCACCUCGCCCCAAUCUGAGGUGCUGCUGAGGCCUUCGUCGCCCAUGUGUCUGUUCCACAGUCGAGCUGUGAACCGUUCCUGCCGGGCGUGGGCAGAAAAGACCGGGCUGGGAGAGCGUUGAGGGGGCGAAUCCGUUUAUCUGAAGUUCUUUCUUUCGUUUUCAUACCGUACGAGACGCAAUACAACGAUACCUACGCAAGCACAUACCUUAGCCCUGCUCUCUACCUCACGGUUAGUAACACAGUGGCUCUGAGAUCCCACGAAUGCCUUCCCAUUCUUAACUGCUGUGUGGCUCAGAAAAAUCGUUUAUACCCAUCGGAAGCUAGAGAGCAUGUCCAUAUCGCUGUCUCGUAAGCCAGAGAAGCAAUUUCUGGAGAGGUUUAGUUCAGGAUUUUAAAAUACUUCUGCUAAGCAACCUACUGGCAGCUGUGAGUGUAAAUUGCUAGAGUGGAGACAUGCAGGUGCAGAGCCUCUCUCUCAGUCAAUGACCUUAGUCGCCUUAAAGCUUGAAAAAUCACAGUAUUAUGACGGGCAGCGGUAUUCCUAAUCUGUAAAGUCAACGUGUCAGUGAUAAUCUGUACAUUAUAGUACAUGCUGUAUUUACAUAAAUUAAAUGUAAAUGUACUUUUUAGUCCCUCGGAGACAGUCUUGUUUUAAGGGAAAAUUUGACUGACAUGUUUUCUGUGGUUUCAGGAGUGCUUUCAGUUUGUUUUAAACUAUUUUUUGCCUUACAAUACAAUGGUAUUUGCUGAGCAAGCUGGCAUGAAUGGUUCCAUUUUUUUCCCUGUUUUGCACUACAAUCAGUUGAGACUAGUUUGGACAAGGUAUGAGGGCAUCGCAUAAGAAACUACAUGCUAACUAGUAAUGUGUAGUGCUUAUUUGCAGCGCUAAUACAUAGUUUAUUUUGUGUCAGGAUUUUUUUGUGAUCCUAUCCUUUGAGAGGACAACAGUAUUACAUGUUUGCAUACAAUAGCAGGUGGGUGAAUAUUACAGCUAAGUUUAUAAAUCUUUUUCUUUAUUUUGGCUAAACAUUAUUCUGAAGAAUGUUUGGGAAAUGCACUCAAUGUUUUGGAAUUCCCCAUUUUGGACACUAAGCUGAAUAUAUGGUGAUAUUUAUUGACAUAUUGAAAAGGGAUAUACGUCAAGGCCAUACUAAAACGUUUUGGGGUUCGUAUCAGAAAAUUUCAAAUUUGAUUUUACAACUUAACUACACAUUUUUCUUUCUGUAGGUUUCCUGCAAUUUAAGUAAAACCGAUCAAAGUCAUACAGUAUUAAAUCUGCGUUGAUUAACUCAUUGUAGAGUUCAGUUUAGAGAAUAGUCUUUUAAAAUAGUUUGAUGGCAUAAUAAGACUGAUGUUUGACUGAUAAGCACUUCUUGUGCGUGACUUCCAGUGGUAAAGGAGUUUCUUACAUGAAGGUAAUUUGAAACUUGGUGAUUUUGGUUUUGUGGCAGCCUACCUGUGUCUUAUGUGCUUCCUCAUUUAUAGAACUAAAAAAUUAUAAUAUAUCAGCAGGAUUUAUAUGAAUACAGAACAUUUCUAGUUUAAAAAAGCUUACCAAUACAUUUGCAUCAGACCUGGGGCUAUUCCUUCUGGGACUUUGAGAUUUGUUCUGUCAUUAUAUUAUUCUUCAUACGUCACACCAUCAGUAAACAAAUCGAAAGGUUCAAGCCAGUCAUGUGCAGCCACUCUACCCCAACGUGAAAAAUGUGAACAGGCAAUAAAUGCAUUGUUACAUUUUAAAAUGUAAAGCAUAUACAAUAUUAAAGUACUUUGUAUGUGAAAGAAAGAAGCUUUGAAUUUACAGUGUGUAAGAUUACAUGUGUGUAGAUUAUGAAACUGUGUUGAUGUAAACAUGUACACACUACAGUGUACUGAAUGUGAUGCUCUGCUCUCCUUUGUGGAGUCUGGACUAACUGUAAAAAGUAAAACUCUGUACCGCACUUACAGAUUAAGUGCUUUGGUAUAACCUGUGUCACUUUGAAAACCCAGUUUUGUUCUGUGCAUUUUGUUUAAUGCAAAUAUUGUAAAGGUAAGCCUUUCACUGUUUCUCUUUAUAAAGUUAACUUUUACAGAAGUGCAUUUAAAGUAUUCUUCUCAUAUUAUAAAUAUAGCAAGUUUCAGACUGUAAAUUGAGAUACUAAACAUUUUAAACCCGAUAUAAAGCAGGUUUUGUUGGCAUGUUCUAAGAUGUUUUUGAGGUAUUUAUAACUUGUGGCAUUCUUUAACUAAUGAAGUGCAAAUAAAAUUUUAUAUUUAUUACUCAGCA